CGGGGCGGGGCCGGCGAGCCCCGGCCCGCCUUCAAGCGCUAUAAAGUUCCUCUUUCUCACUUAGACCUCGCAGUUUCACCACUUGAACUUGGGACCAGGCACCACACUCAGCUCCGAGCCGGGAGCGAGCCCGAGCGAAAGCGCGGCAAAGCGGGAGGCGACGGGGCAUGAACUUGGAGGGCAGCGGCCGUGGCGGUGAGUUCGGCAUGAGUUCCGUGAGCUGUGGCAACGGGAAACUCCGCCAGUGGCUGAUCGACCAGAUCGACAGCGGCAAGUACCCAGGGCUGGUGUGGGAGAACGAGGAGAAGAGCAUCUUCCGCAUCCCCUGGAAGCACGCGGGCAAGCAGGACUACAACCGCGAGGAGGACGCCGCGCUCUUCAAGGCUUGGGCACUAUUUAAAGGAAAGUUUCGAGAAGGCAUUGAUAAACCAGACCCUCCUACCUGGAAGACACGUUUGCGAUGUGCUUUGAACAAGAGCAAUGAUUUUGAGGAAUUGGUUGAGAGGAGCCAGCUGGAUAUCUCAGAUCCGUACAAAGUCUACAGGAUCGUUCCCGAGGGAGCCAAAAAAGGAGCAAAGCAGCUCACCCUGGAGGACCCCCAGAUGGCCAUGAGCCACCCGUACACCGUGGCAGCUCCUUACCCUUCACUGCCAUCUCAGGUUCAUAACUACAUGAUGCCGCCCCAUGACCGAAGCUGGAGGGAGUAUGUCCCUGAUCAGCCACACCCAGAAAUCCCCUACCAAUGUCCUGUGACGUUUGGGCCCCGCAGCCAUCACUGGCAAGGCCCCACUUGUGAAAAUGGUUGCCAGGUAACAGGAACCUUUUAUGCUUGUGCCCCACCUGAGUCCCAGGCCCCUGGAAUCCCCAUAGAGCCAAGCAUAAGGUCUGCUGAAGCCUUGGCGCUCUCAGAUUGCCGGCUCCACAUUUGCUUGUACUACCGGGAAAUCCUGGUGAAGGAGCUGACCACGUCAAGCCCUGAAGGCUGCAGAAUCUCCCAUGGGCACACCUACGAUGCCAGCAACCUGGACCAAGUUCUUUUCCCUUAUCCAGAGGACAGUGGCCAGAGGAAAAAUAUAGAGAAACUGCUGAGCCACCUGGAAAGGGGUGUGGUCCUCUGGAUGGCCCCCGAUGGGCUCUACGCCAAAAGACUUUGCCAGAGCAGGAUCUACUGGGAUGGGCCCCUGGCCCUGUGCAGUGACCGGCCCAACAAGCUGGAGAGAGAUCAGACCUGCAAGCUUUUUGAUACACAGCAGUUCUUAUCAGAGCUGCAAGCAUUUGCUCAUCACGGCCGCUCCCUCCCGAGGUUCCAGGUGACUCUGUGCUUUGGUGAGGAGUUCCCAGACCCUCAGAGACAGAGGAAGCUCAUCACAGCUCAGGUUGAACCUCUACUAGCCAGACAGCUAUAUUAUUUUGCUCAACAAAACAGUGGACAUUUCCUGAGAGGCUAUGACUUACCCGAACACAUCAGCAGUCCAGAGGAUUAUCACAGAUCCAUUCGCCACUCCUCCAUUCAAGAAUGAAACAUUUCAAGACAAGUGAUUUUUGCUUCCUUGUAAAUAUCUGACUUAUGGCAAGAACAACUGAUUGACCCCCCUUUUUCCUUUUGAGGAACUUGGAAAUGGGGGCUUUGGGUCAGCAGUUGAGGAAAAUCUCCAGCAAGUUUAUGUUUAGAACAUCAGAUGUGUCUGAUUGACAAUGAGCUUAUUAUUGCAGAAGAAGCGGUGGUCUUCCACCUCUGACUGGAUGAGAUCCAUCUUCUGUAGAUUGCCAUCAUUGGUGAUAACUGUGAACAUCAACCAAACACCAUGUUUACAUUUACUUACAUGCUCUCUGUAAUUUGGUCUUGGUUAUUUCUUGCUUGAGGGCUGAGAAAACUUGCAUUCCAUUAUUGACUUCUAACUAGAGUUAGUGUUGUACCAUUUUUCAGGGAAGUAGAUUCUAAAUUUGAGGUUAUUUUGCUCACAAAAGAAAUUUACUGAUAUAUGUAGGAGCUAUAGUUAUUGUGAAAAAUGCUUGCUGAUAGAAGGAAAUGGAAUCUUUUGACUUGGUUUCUCUCCUUGGGCUCCCCUGAAAGUCAGUUGGUAGAUUCUGUUGCUAUUCUUUUGAACCAAAAAGCAUUAGGGCUCCCUUUGGGUGGGACAUUUUUGUUGGUCCUACAACGAAGUAAUUGCUGGUUAAAAUAUUUUUGUUUGUCUUUUUGUCUUUCAUUCUUCAGAGAUUAUUGCUGAAACAUUUUUCUUAAAAAGAAAAUCAACAGCCCAAGUGCUAAAGAAUCUCGAUGACAUUUCCCCUCUUAUCCUGCCUGUUUUGUUUGGCUUCAGUUACUAUCCAUGGCAACACUAAAGAGGAGCCAGUGUUUUACAAAUUGGUGAACUCUGUUAAGAAAAAUGAUGACAGGAUUUAACUUGUUGCAUAAUUGCAGAAUCAGUGGGUUGUUUUUGCUUAUGUUUGUGUAUUACAUGCUUCCUCAUACCGUUAAUGGUUUGACAGGACCUUGAAAUUACUGGGCUUUUUCUAAAUAUGUCUUUUUAUAGCAUCACAGAGAUCUCCACUUGCUUAAGGAAAUCUGAUCACUUACAUUUUUGUUGUUGAUUUUGGAACAGUGUAGAUACUCAGACUGUGAUGUUGGGGUUUCAUUACUUUUCUCAUAUUGCAGAAUAAUUGCUUUUACUUUCAGGCUCAACAAAAGACUUGAUAGUUCUCAAAUACAUGCCACCCCUAAAUGCCUGUUUUUUUUAAAUUCACUGAACAAACAUUAAUUAAAUGCUUACCGUGUUCCUUGCAUUAUACAAUUACAGCCCUCAUCAAGUGGCUUAUAAUUCAGCAGGCCUUUGGGACUUCAUUUUGUUUUUUCAUUGUUAAAAGGAGUUUUCAAUUAUAAAAUAAUACCUAUUAAUUACAGCAGAUGUAAACAGUAUAGAAGGGUUAAAAAAAGAAAGUGUCUCCUUUUUUCCCACUCCAAAUCCUCCUCCCUUGAGGUGCCCACGUUAACAGAGUUUUAUUCUUGUAGGCAUUUUACUUUUCUAUAAAUAUUCAGAAACUUAAAAAAAAAACCAACCUCAGGGAUCAUCUUAAACAUACUUUUAUGCAGUGCCAUUUUUACCUAAUGGUUUUUGUUGGGCAUUCCUCCAUAAUAAGAAUACAGACUUACCUCAUUCUUUUAGAGGUGUAGUAAAGUUCCACAGUGACCAGCAGCAUACUCACUAUGGUUUAAGAUAGUUCAUUAGCCACUCAGAAUGAGUACGUUUAGUGAACUGCAGUAACUUA
This is a messenger RNA of Loxodonta africana (African savanna elephant), 3267 nucleotides long. RefSeq names its product interferon regulatory factor 4 (gene IRF4). The coding region runs from base 168 to 1520 and encodes 450 amino acids. The record is from RefSeq and is a predicted model, not a curated record. Gene Ontology annotation, cellular component: nucleus. Gene Ontology annotation, biological process: regulation of transcription by RNA polymerase II; immune system process. Gene Ontology annotation, molecular function: DNA-binding transcription factor activity, RNA polymerase II-specific; RNA polymerase II cis-regulatory region sequence-specific DNA binding; protein binding. Lineage: Eukaryota; Metazoa; Chordata; Mammalia; Proboscidea; Elephantidae. The transcript is spliced from 9 exons.